This is a messenger RNA of Trichomonas vaginalis G3, 1564 nucleotides long. Its product is annotated as DNA/RNA polymerase superfamily. The transcript has a single exon. The annotation marks the transcript as partial. The record is from RefSeq and is a predicted model, not a curated record. Lineage: Eukaryota; Parabasalia; Trichomonadida; Trichomonadidae.
AUGAACAAAAACGGAACCGCUAAAAUGAAUGAUAAUCAAAUUAGAGCAGAAGGUAGAAGGUUAUUUAAACGCUUCUAUAACAUUCCUGAUGGUGUUAAUCCUAAAACUCGUAGAAGCUAUUUAAAUGAAGCAAUAGAUGCAUAUGAGGGGUUUGACAUUUCAUCAGAAAGUGAGAGAUUAGCGAGAAUGUUAAAUGUUAAUAUUGAUUUCUAUUAUUGUGAUCCUCAACCAGAAGACGUGGACAUAAAUAAGGUAGACUUUCCAUUAGUGGAAUCAAUAAUGAUAGAUCCAGAAUUUGAAACAGUAAAUAUUUUAUUAACACAGAGUCCAUGUGGAAAACUUCACGCUGACAGAAUAACAGACGUUGAAGCACUCACGGGAUAUAAAGUUUGCCCCUUUUGCAAAGAAGAAGUAUAUUCUAUCCGUGAUGAUCCAGAAAGGAAAAACCAAAGAAGAUUUUUAAAGCAUUGUGAGAAAUGUAAAGAAAAUAAUGGAAGAUUAAUUCAAGACGUUCAGUUGCAAAAGACCCAGCAACCAUAUGCACCACAUAUUACGAAACAGAAGAUAUAUCAGUGGUUAUUAGCUCACAAUUUGCAGAAAUAUUAUAAACCGACAAGAUAUUAUAUUACUUUUGACUUCGAAACAUUAGAGACUAAAGAAGAAUUACAACUUUCUGAGUGUGCAACUUUGAACGCUUACUUAAAACCAUUCAUGGUAUCAUCAACGGUUAAAUUAAACGAUAAAACAUAUACGAGGAAUUUUUGCUUAACUUCGAGUGAUUCUUUUAUUUCUGAUUGGAUUGAGUUUUUAUUUUCAACCUGUUCAUUAGUUGCUAAAUCAAAUAUUGAACAAUACAAUGAAUUAUUGAAGUCGCAAACGGUGGGGACUUUGUCUCAUACAUUAAAUGAAAAACAGAAGGAAGCAUUUAAAGAACUUCUAGAUGAGGAAUUCAAUAAAGUGAAUAUCAUAGGUUUUAAUUCGGGAAAGUUUGAUUUAAAUUUAAUUCUUCAUGAUUUAAACACUGUAAAGUGGAAAAUAAAAUCAAUGCUGGGUUCAUCUUCACAAUUUAAGCAAAUCAUUGUAAAGAAAACAAACGUUCCAUAUGAAUUGAGAUUUAUUGACAUCAGAAAUUAUAUAGCGGGUGGGACAUUAGACCAAUUCACUCAAGAUUUCGGAAACAAUAAAUCACGUGUUAAAUCCUUUUUCCCUUAUCAAUUCAUCACGUGGGAGAAUUACGAAGAAGAAUUAUAUAAAGGAACCAUUCACGAAAGAUUCAUUUUAUUCAGCAUUAACCAAGAAACUAUAUCAGAUAGUGAUUAUCAAAUAUAUCUCAAUGAUGCUAAAAAUUUUAAGAAUAGAUUAGAAUAUUUUAUUCAUUAUUGCAAUAAAGAUGUUGAAAUUAUGAUUGACCCAAUUGAUAAAAUUAUUGAAGAAACAUUUGUUUAUAAAAUUGACAUGCUUCAUAAUCUUUCUUUAUCAUCGAAUGCUUCAAUGAUUCGUUACGCUUUAGCAUAUAAAGACUUUAAUCCUAAUGAAAAAUAUCCUGAGGAAGAGAUAGAAUCAA